Molecule: messenger RNA, 1482 nt
Organism: Astyanax mexicanus (Mexican tetra)
Lineage: Eukaryota; Metazoa; Chordata; Actinopteri; Characiformes; Acestrorhamphidae
Exons: 7
Coding region: 1-1482 (493 amino acids)
Source: RefSeq, a predicted model, not a curated record
AUGAUUAAGAAGGCCAAACAGGAGUACAUAAAAAAGCUGGCAGAGCUGAGGGCCAGCAACCCUAAAAUUCCGAUGGCCAGCUUUCUGGACCAGAUCUCCACCAUUAGUCACAACAUUGGUGCUCCCCUCUUGACCUCCACCCCUAUUGAGCCUGAAGAGCCAUCCACCAUUCCUGAAACUCAAUGUUCAGACGCCCGAGGAGAGGAAGAACAAGAUGAGGACCCACACCCCAGCACUUCGCAGUCAUCCUCAGCCACAAACAUGCCGUCUUCUAUAUGCACAAACUCAUUGUGCAUAAAGGAGAAGGCAAUCAUGCGGGACGAGAUCAAGAGGCUUACCGACCAGCUGAAGCGUAGCGGAGGGGAGUGUCGGAACACAUCAUGCGUUGCCAAAGCUGCCGAGUUGCAGAAGUAUGCUGCUAUGUUUAUUGCCAGCCCUCACCUCAAAGCUUGCAAAAAGUUUUCCCGGAAGGACACUUUUAGUAAGGCACACAAUCCUAAGUAUGAAAAAGUCCUACAGCAGUUCCUCAAAUUCACUGUGGGAUGCAACCCCUCAUCCAAGAAGUCUGAGAAUGUGAAGACCGCUAUAUCCCAUGUCAGGAGGUUUCUCAUUUACUCCGGGGAAGGCAAACUCCUGAGAGGGAAUUUUGGCUUUUUGAAGGAUUCCUCCAGCAUUGCCAAGUGGGUGGAUGUCCUUCGCGAAGAUGGCUUCAAACCCACCACAAUGCGGAUCCAGCUACUGAACAUAAAAAAGUUCUUCAAGUAUAUCCUACACAUGUCCCAAAAAGAAACAAGGCUUAGCGGUCUGGACUUCCGGAAGCUGUUUAUGGAGCUGGAUGCGCGCAUCAAGGACCUGUCAAGCUCCGUGAUCACACACCGCCAGAAAAUCCGGAAGAGCCAAUCCCAUCACAUCGUGCCAAAGGAGGACACAAAACGCUUCCGAAAAGGUGUUAGGCGUGUUCUGCCGAAGAAGCUCAAAACUUUGGAGAGCAACCCGUCCUGGGAGAUUUUGGAUCAGGUGUAUGGAAUGCUGGUGGGUUACUUUGUCAGUGUCAGUGGACAUCGGAAAGGCGUCCUGCAAAAUUUGAAGGUGUCCGAGGUAAUGGACGCAGACGUCGAGGGGGACCACGUCGUUGUGGAAGUCAGCAAACACAAAUCGGCGAGUACAUACGGACAUGCCCAGUUGGCCAUGAACCAUGAGGAGUAUUCCUGGUUCACGAAACUGGUGUCUCUCCGUGAUUUCUUUGCAGGGGGGGAUUCUGAACAUUUUUUUUUAACCGUUCCGGAGGGGUUUGCAGCAGGCUGCUGCCACUUUUCCAAAUGGAAUGGAAGAGGAUGGGGUUCGGAGGUCAGUUCACCUUUAAGAACUUCAGAACCUCCAUGGUCCAUUAUAACAAGCACAAGAGCCCCAAGAAGAAGCAGCUCAUCCACCGUGCUAUGUGCCACUCUGAGGACGUGGCCUCCAGGUUCUACACAACCCUGA